Pogonomyrmex barbatus (red harvester ant) is the source of this 1237-nucleotide messenger RNA. RefSeq names its product Cysteine rich with EGF like domains (gene Creld). The record is from RefSeq and is a predicted model, not a curated record. Gene Ontology annotation, molecular function: calcium ion binding. Lineage: Eukaryota; Metazoa; Arthropoda; Insecta; Hymenoptera; Formicidae.
AUGCGAGUGCCGACCAGCUUUAUUUUUCUUAGCAUUUUUAUCGUAUCGUGUUGUAUGAGCAGUGUCCAAUGUGAGAAAAAAAAGCAGAGCGAGGAGGAAGUUAAAUCUCAAAAAUUUCCGCCCUGCGCAGCGUGUAAGAUAUUUACCAAUAGUUUCAAAAAGGGUUUAGAAAAGACGAGUCGUGGAAAGUUUGAAGGUGGAGAUAGUGCUUGGGAAGAAGAUAAAUUAGGUUCAUAUUCAAGAAGUGAAAUACGAUUGAUUGAAAUACAAGAAAACUUGUGUAAAGAUGUUGAACAUGGUGAAACACAGUGUCAUUCAUUAGCCGAAGAAUUAGAGAGUCAAAUAGAAGAAUGGUGGUUUAAAUAUCAAGAUAUACAUCCAGAUAUAUAUGAUUAUAUUUGUAUCAAAAAGACAGAACGUUGUUGUCCGAAAGAUCAUUAUGGUCCAAACUGUACACAGUGCCCAGGAUAUCCAGAUAAAAUUUGCAGUAAUAAUGGCAGAUGUAAAGGGGCUGGCACAAGAAAAGGAAAUGGUGGCUGCUUCUGUGACAAAGGCUAUAUUGGAGAUAUCUGUUCAGAAUGUGCUCCAGAAUAUUAUGAAUCUUAUAAAGAUGAAAAAACUUUAUUGUGUUCUGCAUGCCAUGCAGCAUGUGAUGGUUCUUGUAAAGGAGCUGGACCAAAAGACUGUGAGAAAUGUGCUACUGGAUGGUAUAUGAUUGAAGAUAAAGGCUGUUUUGAUAUUGAUGAAUGUUUAAGAAGUAAUAAUUGUCCUGAUAAUCAAUUUUGUGUUAAUAAAGAAGGAAGUUAUGCUUGUUUGGCUUGUGAUAAAGCUUGUAAUGGUUGUACUGGCGAUGGUCCAGACAUGUGUAUCAAAUGUGCUGAAGGUUAUUAUAAAAAGGAUAAUUUGUGUAUAAAUUCAGAUCUUCUUGGUCGUAAGAAACAGGAAAAUUUGGCACGAUAUCUAACAUAUUUCGGACUCUGUGUAGCAACAUGUAUUAUUUUGCAACGCAAUGUUUAUGCAGCGAGUUUUAUCGGUUUGUUAGUCGCAAUAUAUAUAUCCGUCUCAGAAUACAUGAUUGCACAUAGUAAUGUUCAAGAUACGACGGCAAAUAUGGAUAUUCUAGGACCAGCUUAAAUAGAAUAGAGAUUUAAAGAAACUCUUUGUAAAAUCAUUACAAUGUGUGUAUUAAAAUAAGAAGACAUUUCUCAUAUAUAAAAUAGAUCAUGUUAAAAUUAAU